This is a messenger RNA of Dreissena polymorpha, 3233 nucleotides long. RefSeq names its product gamma-tubulin complex component 5-like. The record is from RefSeq and is a predicted model, not a curated record. Gene Ontology annotation, cellular component: centrosome; equatorial microtubule organizing center; gamma-tubulin complex. NCBI's taxonomy places the organism in Eukaryota, Metazoa, Mollusca, Bivalvia, Myida, Dreissenidae. Gene Ontology annotation, biological process: mitotic cell cycle; cytoplasmic microtubule organization; meiotic cell cycle. Bases 69 to 3113 code for a protein of 1014 amino acids. Gene Ontology annotation, molecular function: microtubule minus-end binding; gamma-tubulin binding. The transcript has 22 exons.
UAUUCGAAGUAAUUGUAUAUAAUGUCUGAAUAAAUUUCACCUUGUAAGAAACGAAAAUGUAAACAAACAUGGCGCGUUUCCUUGAAAAGGAUAUUGUCAAAGAUGUUCGUCGUUUGAUAGAGUGUGUCACAGGAUUUCAAGAAUAUGAAGACAACUUCAGCAUAUGCCAGCAGUUUGUUCUGUCCAAUUUCAAAUUCCAUCGCUUCCUGGAUGUGGACAGUCACAAGGUGACCCGCCAAUUAGUAGGACUGUGUGAGAAGCUCAAAAUACAUUCUGAAGGUGUCAAAGCGGAGAAGUUGCAGGAGUUGGCAAAAUCUUUCCUGGACAUUACCGGCUUUGAAGGCAGAGAUGAAGGAAAGACCGACACCCAGUACUCCAUCCUACUGGUGUUACUGUUGAUAUCAGAGAGCCCAGAGUAUGGCCAGUAUGUCCCCACACCGAGGCAGCUGAAAACAGAGGAGAAGGAUGACUUUGACUGGGGUGCGUACCUGAAGGAAGGCAUUGAGCUCUACCAGCCUAGCGAUGGGGAACUCUCUGACUGGUCAGACAGUGAGGAGGACAGUGAUGUUCCUGUUGCCCCGGUAACACAGGGUCAAGGUGACCUCUCUCAGCAAACCCAUUCGUAUUCACAGGGCGAUCUGGUACCGUGCAAUAUACCAACAGUUCAUGUAGGUGGAAUGCCAGAGUGGGAGGAGUCAGAGGGCAUGAGUGAUUCUGAUUGGCUGAGCAGGAACCUGGUGGCCCAAUACUGGAAGGGGGAGGAACUUGAAGUGCAGAUGGGCAGAUAUAAAGCCUGUCAGCUCAAUAAUGACUGGGAGGAAUAUAAAGCACGCGUUGACCCGCUGCACUGCAGACAGAACCACCGCAUGGUCACAGAGAAUAUCCUGCUGCGAGAAGUUGUCUGGAUGUUGCAGGGCAUAUGUAAUCUGCAUCUGCUAGAUUUCAAUGGCCACUUCUUCUCUCCUAACCCAGAGAUUGUUGUCCCUACCCUGUCAGCUGAAGUGUUACAGGAACAUCUCUCACAGUUUACUAAAUAUGGAUCGUACAUUCAGAUAUUGCAGAACUUUGUUGAGGAGAGUUUCCAUGGCAAGCAGGGUGAGACAUGUCAGACCUACCAGUCCUUUACAACGUCUGUAGCAGCGUUCCUACAGCAGAUGAAGUCACAGAUGGUAGCGAUAGAACAUCGCCUCAUCAAGCAAGAAGAGAUAAUGACCCUGACCUCUGUUUGGCUGGAGGUUGAGCCACUCAUGCAGAAGGUCGCAGUGCUGUGCAUGGUGUACAUGCGUGGCGUCCACCAGGGGAGGGCACUGCGACUGACCAGCCAGCGCGCCACUCUCCUGCUGACCACUCUGUACGACACCCUGCUUGGAGUGGACACUCUGUUUGAUAUGACAGUUGUGGAGGGGGACACUGGAACCGCCAUUGGUCACAGCUACGAUUCCCUUGAGAUGGUGAAGCUGCUGUUGCCAAUCUGGGUUCAGACGUGCCACCCCUACAUCAACAUCAUUGACACCUGGAUCUCCCAUGGCAACCUGUCUGACCCCUGUGCUGAGUUCAUCAUACAACGAAACAACGAGAUUCGUUCUCUAGACGAGACAUACUGGGAGAAGUCGUUCAUGUUCCACACAAUGAUGGCUGACCCUGACAAUGCAGAGGAUCGUUUGGUCACGGACUACAAGACCGCGGACUGGGCCCCCAAAUUCCUCCAACCUGUGUUGGAGAAAAUAGUCCUCACUGGCAAGUCCAUGGAGAUGUUAGAAGGCCUGGGGAAGUUGGCCGAAGAAAAUCUUGGCUCAAGUAGUUCAGAUGACUUGCAAGAAUUCAAGGAAACACACCUGUUUGUGAAAUUCCUCUCAUCCUUGCAAAGAAAUCUUGGUAUGAAAUCAUCCCCAACUUCUGAAGAACAAACAAGGGAGACAACUCAUGAUGAGUACAGAGUCUUCUCCCCUGAAAUUGAAAGACAGAUGGAGGAGAAAGGAAUAAAGGAUGAUUUCUUGAAGAUGCAUUUUAAGAAUCUAAUGAAUACUUCCAGUCAAUCUCACUCGAUACUUGAAGAAAGUUUUUUGCGGACGAUGCACAGUCUAGACAUGGACAGCCUGCGCCCAGUGGAGCUGAUCCUACAGGAGAGUCUGUACCCGCACAUUCACCGCCAGUACGAGCGCGUCUGCAGGAAACUGGUGGACACGAUGAAACAACAGUAUCAUCUCAUGGAGUAUCUGCAGUCUAUGAGGCGUUUCUUCCUGAUGGAGUCCGGGGCAUGUCUGUCAGUCUUCUACACAGAAAUAUUUGAAAAGAUACGUCGUCAUGAGCAUUGGAAGGACUCCACCACAGUGACCUGGGCCCUUCACGAGGCCAUCGACCCCUACUUCCCCGUGGAGGUGCCCCGUCUGUCAGUCGCCUUGGAAACCAGUGAUGACCCUAAUGACCUCCAGCCCAUCAACAUUACCAACUGCCUCUGUCUGCAAUAUGAGAUCCCCAGUCCUGUAGAUGUAGUGAUCAAUGAAAGAUGUCAAGAGAUCUACAACCAGAUCUUCUCAUUCCUGCUGCAGAUCAAACGGGCAAAAUACUGCCUCGAUGAACUUAGAUUCUAUGACGUUGCAAAGGCCAGUCCAGUGAUCUCGAGCACGGAUCAGAUCCUCAAGUCUCUGAACCUGGACACGACCCCUCGCGCGUCCAAGAUCCACCGCAUGCACCUGCUACGUAUGAGGCUCAUCAACUUUGUCAACAACCUACACAACUACAUCAUGACCCGGAUUCUACACAGUAUUGGCCUGGACUUCACACGGGACCUUGCCAAGGCGUGUGACCUUGACCAGAUUAUCGAGGUGCACGCUGCGUACAUCCGCAAGAUCCACCAGCGCUGUCUGCUGCACAAGAAGAAUGCAUUCUUGAAGGAGGCUGUGCUGAAAGUGCUGAACCUGGCGCUGAGAUUCCAGCGUGAGUGGGAUGGAGGCAUUGAUAAUAUCAGUAUGAAGCAGAUAGAGGGGACAGAAACAGAGUUCUACCGCUGCAUCCAUUUCCUGCGCUCUUUCCUCAACUCUGUCAUCCAGAGAGGGUCCUUCCCACACUUGGAGUCCCUUGCCUUUGGGCUGGAGAAUUUAAUUCCAAGAUAGAAGUGAACAUUAAUUCUGUUUGAAUGUUAAAGUUGUGAGCCACGUCUACAGAUCUGAUAUUUUUUAUAUAAUGCAUUUCGAAUGGAUUCAUAUUUAUUGAUGAUUACAAUUUAAAAAAUC